AUGUUAAAGUUUGAUAUAUCAAAUGUUAAGGGUAGUGAAAAGACUCUUUUAAAAAUGAUAAUUGAAAAAUAAAAUUGGAUUGAUUGUGGAGAAUAACAUUCAAAAGCUAAAAUAGUUUGGAAUUAAAGAAAAUAAGAUAAAUGCUCUAAAUUUUCAAUGGACAGACCAAGAUUAUAAAUCUGUAAUAAGAUUAAAGGAGUUGGUAUUAUAAGUUAAAAAGCAUAAACAAAGUAGUGUCUAUCUACUUUUGGAAUGUUUUACCCUGAGAUUAAUUAAAUUUACCCUGAAACCUACAUUUAUCCUUUAGACAGAAAUCUUUUGUAUUCAAAGAAUCUCAAUUAAUUUAUUGCCAAACCUUCAAAUGGAUCUGAAGGUAAAGGGAUAUUCUUUCCUAAUAGUAUGAAUGAUUUAAUAAAAAAAGCAGGUUUAGAACAAAUGGUUAUUUAGAAAUAUAUAGAUAACCCUAUGCUUUUAGAUAAUAAAAAAUUUGAUCUUAGAUUUUAUAUUCUCAUUUAAAAGUUAAAUCCUUAUGUUUGUUAUUUGAAUAAUGAAGGGUUGGUAAGAAUAUGUGUUGAUUCCUAUGAAAAAAAUAAUAAAAAUCAAUUUGCUCACUUAACGAAUUAUGCAAUCAAUUGUGAAAAUACUAAUUAUAUACCUUGUUCAAAUGAUUUUAUGAAUGAUAAUCAAUCAAACAAAUAAAGUUUUUAAGUAUUUAGAUAAACCCUAAAAAAACAAGGAUAAGAUGAUUAAGUGAUAUUUCAAAAUAUCGAAAAUUUAAUAGCUCAAUUUAUGAAAGCCAUUUAUCCAUUCUUACUUUAUCAUUCAAAAAGCGAUAAAUCAGAAUAAUCUCAAAAUUUUUGUAUUAUUGGUUUAGAUAUCAUAUUAAACAAUCAAGGUUAACCAUUCAUUUUAGAAAUGAAUUCAUCACCAAGUUUAUAAAUAACUUAAUUCAAGAAUAAUAAAGAAGAAAUAUCUCCUUUUGAUUUUUAUGUAAAAGAAUUAGUUGUCACUGACGCAAUUUUGAUUGCAUCUCAAUAAAAAGAAUGGAAGGAUACAUCUUAUAAAUUAUUAAGUGAUGCAUAUUAAUUAGUUAAUAAUUCUGUUCUUGAAUUAUUAAAUUUAUUUUGGUAUUGUGGAAAAGGUAUGAAAACCUUGUCUUGUUCUUAGUUUUGUAAAAUUAGCAAUUUUUCUGGUAUGCUUAAUGAAAAUCUUUAAAGAGUAGAAUAUCAAAUUUUGUUUUGUAAGUUUUAAGUUCAAAGAAUUGAUUUCUAUCAGUUUCUUGAAUUAAUAAUUGCUGUUCAGAAAAGAAUGAACAUCUAAUUGUAUAAUCUAUUAGAAAUGAUUCGUAUUUGA
Molecule: messenger RNA, 1353 nt
Organism: Paramecium pentaurelia
Lineage: Eukaryota; Ciliophora; Oligohymenophorea; Peniculida; Parameciidae
Source: the annotation of a GenBank genome assembly